Messenger RNA from Sitophilus oryzae (rice weevil), 3097 nucleotides. RefSeq names its product condensin complex subunit 3-like. Bases 137 to 2872 code for a protein of 911 amino acids. Gene Ontology annotation, cellular component: condensed chromosome; cytoplasm; condensin complex. Lineage: Eukaryota; Metazoa; Arthropoda; Insecta; Coleoptera; Curculionidae. The transcript has 16 exons. The record is from RefSeq and is a predicted model, not a curated record. Gene Ontology annotation, biological process: mitotic chromosome condensation.
UGGCCGGAAUAAGUUUUUGUUUGUUGAAGUGUUUUUCGUUUUUUUAAAUUUAUUUUAGACAGAAUUUGAAUUUAUUUUUAAUUUUGUAAUAAAGGAAUAGAGGAGUAACAUAGGAAUAGUUUCCCACAUCUGCACCAUGAGUUCCAGCAGAAAUAUGACUGAAACUGAAGAUAUAAAUGAUGAAAAUUUAGAUUAUUUAAUACAUACCAUAUCAGAAAUAUUAACUGCUUCGCAAGUUACAAAGGCUUGCCAUCAGCGAAACGUGUCUCAAUUAAGCAAACUUUUGGAAACUACCGAUGUGGAUUUAUUCUUCAAAGCUUUCCAAUAUCCUUUAUGUAAAGUACUGAAAACGGAUAUUAAAGCGAAAAAUCCUUUCUGUGAUCGACUGGUAGAAUUUCUAGGAUUAUUUUUAUCACAUGAGUACAGAUUUGAGAACGAGAUCAUAAAUGAAGAUUCUCUGUUUUAUAAAGCUUUCAAAUAUUUGUUGGAGGCUAGUCAGUGUGUUGAUGAGGGAAUAAGGUACAAAGCUAGCCAAACCAUUUCCUGUCUUUUUGACAAUUUAGUUGGAAAAGAUAUAAAUGAAGAAAUUAUUACGGAUCUCGAAUCAGUUUUUUUAGAACGACUUUAUGACUCAAAAACUGCGAUCAGGCUUCUAGCAAUCAGAAUCCUUUAUCGUUUACAAGAUCCAGAUGAUCCAGAAAAUAGCAUUUGUAAUGACUUUUUAAGCAUAAUUAAAGGAGAUGGACAAGCGAGGGUGAGAGAGUUGUGUAUUGAAAAAAUAAUUCUGAACAAAGAAAGUAUUGAACGGUUAAUAAAACGUACGAGAGAUAUAGAUACUAAAGUUAGAUUGAUGGCUUUCAAAAAAUUGAGUAAUGUUCUGAGAUGUAUCUCGAUUAGUGACAGAAGAACUAUUUUGAUCUCUGGAAUAUUUGAUUUAAGUGAAAUAAUACAAAAUUAUAUUUAUACCGGAUUUUUAAAUGCAUGGUUGCAAUCUUUCAAUUAUGAAAUUCUCGAUUUAAUGGAAUCUGUACGUCUUGAUGGUGACCAAAGGGAUAUUACUGAGACUGAGAACCUUUUUAAGCAUAUUCUUACCAAAUUUUAUUUCAAAUCAAGAAGUCUACAGGAAACAAAAGAUGUCUUGAACUUAAAUAAAGACAAAAUAAUACCUUAUGAAAAUCUGAAUUGGGAAACGAUAAGUUUUUGGAAAUUAUUUGUAGAGUUUCUCAAAGAAAACGAAAAAUUCGAGGACGAAGUUGAAAAUGUCAUUCCAGAAGUAGCUUAUUUUAUGACAUAUAUUAAAGGGUUUCUUGAAACUAAUGACUACGCAGAUAAUUUUAUCGAAAAACAAUUUAUCCUGAAUCAGUUGUUUCAUAUGUUAAAAUUUUAUGAUUAUUCCGAUCCGCCAACUCGUCAAUCGUUAAACAAACUUGUCAGCUACGCUUUAAAAAAAUUUGAUUUUGUGGACGAAGUUGUUGAAGAAAUUAUUGAUUGUUUAAAACUGUCUAUUCCGGAUGCAGAAUUAAGGUCUCGUUUUGCUUGUGAAAUAAUAUCGGAUUUAUUGUAUCCCGUCGAUGUAGAGCAAGCAGUGGUGUUAGAAAACCAAAGAGAAGUCAAAUUAGCUAAGUUAAAAACAGAUAUAAUUGUUCUACAAGGAGAACAGCAAGACGCCGUUGCAAAGACUGAUUAUUUAGAAGCAGGCAGACUUAAAGAAAAAAUCGACUACCUUAACGUUCAGUUAAGUAACUUGAAGAACGAAGCUGUAAGAUCUGCCUCGGAAGAAGUAAAAAAGAAGACUGAUUUGCUGACAGUUAAUAAUUGUCUGAACAUUGCGUUUGGUAUUUUAAGGACACUAGGAAUGUCACAGUUAACUUCUUCGCUGAAAUCUUUGAAGGUGGACGUGAUCGAAGAGUUUUUAACGUUCAACAACGAUAUUGUGAGGAUGAAAGCAUUCAGGUGUUAUGCCAUUUGUUGUAUAUAUGAUAAGGCAACUGCCAUGAAUGGAAUACACAUGUUUGCUUUGCCAAUAGCCGCUUAUCAAGCUGGUGAAGAGUGCGACAUGCAACUUUUAAUAGUGUGCAUUGGCGCUGUGGUAGACUUGAUAAGGAUAUACGGAGCAGAUUUGAUAGCUGAGCCAGACCAAGAUCAACUUUCUGACAGCGUGAACGAAGAGCACAGACAAAUAUUUUCUGGAGGCACUUCCCUCACACAGCUCAUACAGGGAUUGGUCGAUUUGAUGGACGAUUCUCAAUACGAAAUUCAAGAAAUUGCUGGUAAAGGAUUAUGUCAGUUGAUUUUAAAUGAAAGGAUCCACUCUUCUUCUCUGUUAUGUAAACUUAUUUUAAAAUGGUGUAAUCCAGCAGAUGAAGAUGAGCCUGAAACCGAACCAUUGAGGCAACUUAUAGCCUACACUUUGGGCAAGAUUCCGUACCUAUCACGAAAUUUAGAACAGCUGAAAGACGCCUUUUUAUUGACUGUUAGAAUUCUGGUCAGCGCCCCGAAAACCAGUCCUUUAUCUGAAGUGGACAUAGAUAAUGUUGUCAAGUUUAUGUUGGCUCUAUGCGACUCAUCUCCUAUCGGUCCACAUCUGCAUUCUGGCAUAGCUAGAGAUCUAUGUUCUCACAUGUUAUCAAAACCAAACAGCAAGUUGAAUUUAGUGUACUCCAAAAUAUUAACUACACUAAAUAUUCCGGAGGACCCUGCUUUGCGUGAGGAUCUGUUAGAUUCUUGCGAGACAAUUAUGGAGGAAACGUCUACAAAAAAAGUAUUGGCUAAUUUAACGAAAUUUAGAGCCAGUUUGGUUGUACCCAUUGUGGAAGAAUGCAAUACAAGAAAAACUACUUCAGUUGAUGAGGUUUUAGAAAUUGAAGAGUGAACUCUAAUAUAUUUUUGUUUUAAAGUGAAGCAGUUGUCUGUCCUUGUCUAUUUAUAAAGUGUACUUUUUAAGAUGAAACAAUUUCUAUGUAACUUUUGUCAUACAUGAUCCUGCAACAGUGCAUCGGGCAUCUGUAGAUUCUAUGAUAUAAUUGACUUGUACAGGGUGGUCGAAAUUGGUCUGUUUUAACAGAGAAAACCUAUUUCCUGACUAGAUAGAGCAAAA